This is a messenger RNA of Nycticebus coucang (slow loris), 8029 nucleotides long. It is a transcript of the gene ZNF800, whose product is annotated as zinc finger protein 800. Bases 193 to 2376 code for a protein of 727 amino acids. NCBI's taxonomy places the organism in Eukaryota, Metazoa, Chordata, Mammalia, Primates, Lorisidae. The transcript is spliced from 6 exons. The record is from RefSeq and is a predicted model, not a curated record.
GCCCGAACCGGGUUCCCUUGGCUGGGUCCGCGGAGGCUGCGCCAGGUGGGGCCCCCAGCCGCCUCCCACGCCAGGCUGUGCCCGCGGCCGCCCGGCCGGCCUUCCUUCCUUCCGCCCGCCCGCCCUGGAGUUAACCGUGGCGCAAUGAAGAGCUUCUCGCAGUAAAGGGAAAGUAGGUCGCGCCCUCUGAAAAUGCCUUUAAGGGACAAAUACUGUCAGACUGACCACCAUCAUCACGGAUGCUGUGAACCAGUUUAUAUCCUGGAACCUGGAGAUCCUCCUUUGUUACAGCAGCCACUACAGACAUCCAAGUCUGGCAUUCAGCAAAUAAUUGAGUGCUUUCGAUCAGGAACUAAACAACUUAAGCAUAUUUUAUUAAAAGAUGUGGACACUAUUUUUGAAUGUAAAUUGUGCCGCAGUCUCUUCAGAGGAUUACCAAAUUUAAUUACCCAUAAAAAAUUCUACUGCCCACCAAGUCUCCAGAUGGAUGACAACCUUCCUGAUGUAAAUGAUAAGCAAAGCCAAGCCAUAAAUGAUCUCCUAGAAGCCAUAUAUCCAAGUGUGGACAAACGAGAAUAUAUUAUUAAGCUAGAACCCAUAGAAACUAAUCAAAAUGCAGUGUUUCAAUAUAUUUCAAGGACUGAUAAUCCUACUGAAGUUACAGACUCAAGAAGUACCCCUGAACAAACCGAAGUUCAAAUACAGGAAACUAGUGCUGAACAGUCGUCUAAAACAGUACCAGUUACAGAUACAGAGGUAGAAACUGUAGAGCCCCCUCCUGUUGAGAUUGUUGCAGAUGAAGUUGUACCUACAUCUGAUGAACAACCUCAGGAAUCACAGGCUGACGUGGAAACUUCUGACAAUUCUGAUUUUGGUCACCAGUUGAUAUGUUGUCUUUGUAGAAAAGAAUUCAAUUCUAGACGAGGUGUUCGCCGUCACAUUCGAAAAGUCCACAAGAAAAAGAUGGAAGAACUAAAAAAGUACAUUGAAACACGAAAGAAUCCAAACCAGUCCUCCAAAGGACGCAGUAAGAAUGUUCUAGUUCCAUUAAGUAGGAGUUGUCCAGUAUGUUGUAAAUCAUUUGCUACAAAAGCGAAUGUAAGGAGGCAUUUUGAUGAAGUUCAUAGAGGACUGAGGAGGGAUUCAAUUACUCCUGAUAUAGCAACAAAGCCUGGGCAACCUUUGUUCCUGGAUUCUGUUUCUCCUAAAAAAUCUUUUAAGACUCGAAAACAAAAGUCGUCUUCAAAGGCUGAAUACAAUUUAACUGCAUGCAAAUGCCUCCUUUGCAAGAGGAAAUAUAGUUCACAAAUAAUGCUUAAAAGACAUAUGCAAAUUGUUCACAAGAUAACUCUUUCUGGAACAAACUCUAAAAGAGAGAAAGGCCCUAAUAAUACUGCCAGCAGUUCAGAAAUAAAAGUUAAAGUUGAACCAGCAGAUUCUGUAGAAUCUUCACCCCCUUCCAUUACCCAUUCUCCACAGAAUGAAUUAAAGGGAACAAAUCAUUCAAAUGAAAAAAAGAACACACCGGCAGCACAGAAAAAUAAAGUUAAACAAGACUCUGAAAGCCCUAAAUCAACUAGUCCAUCGGCUGCAGGUGGCCAGCAGAAAACCAGGAAACCAAAACUUUCAGCUGGCUUUGACUUUAAGCAACUUUACUGUAAACUUUGUAAACGUCAGUUUACUUCCAAACAGAACUUGACUAAACACAUUGAGUUGCACACAGAUGGAAAUAACAUUUAUGUUAAAUUCUACAAGUGUCCUCUUUGCACUUACGAAACUCGCCGGAAACGUGAUGUGAUACGACAUAUAACUGUGGUUCAUAAAAAGUCAUCUCGCUAUCUUGGGAAAAUAACAGCCAGUUUAGAGAUCAGAGCUAUAAAAAAGCCAAUUGAUUUUGUUCUAAAUAAAGUGGCAAAAAGAGGCCCUUCGAGGGACGAAGCAAAACAUAGUGAUUCAAAACAUGAUGGCACUUCUAACUCUCCUAGUAAAAAGUAUGAAGUAGCUGACGUCGGUAUUGAAGUAAAAGUCACAAAAAACUUUUCUCUUCACAGAUGCAAUAAAUGUGGAAAGGCAUUUGCCAAAAAGACUUAUCUUGAACAUCAUAAGAAAACUCAUAAGGCAAAUGCUUCCAAUUCACCUGAAGGAAACAAAACCAAAGGCCGAAGUACAAGAUCUAAGGCUCUUGUCUGCCUCGCGAAGCCGUCUCCUCGCAGCGCCACCGCCCUGCGCCCGGCCACCCCCGGGAGCCGCUGCCAGCCGGCGGGCGCAGUCACCACGCGCCAGGCCGCCGCCAGCUGCCGCGCCAAGCUCCGGGGCGGCGCCGCCCGGGAGCGACAGCACUCGGCCCGCGGCCUGGGGACGCCCACCGCCCCGUGAGCGCCGCCGCCCGGCCGCCGGCGGCACCUCGCCCCGCACAGCCCGGACCUCAGGCGCCGGGCCGCGCCCCGCCGCUCGCCGCUGGCGGCCAUCUCCCUACAUCCUCAGCCUGGUCUAGCUGAACCUGGUUUACCCCGACCCCUUCCUAGAAUGAAGCCCCUCAAAAGGACCAUGUGCCUUAGGGCCGGGGGUUAGGGAUGGCCUCCGUGCUAGUCGUAACUAUUCUCAGAGCAUUUCUUCUUCGUCUUUCCUGCCAAAAUCCCGGCUUUUUUGAUAAUCCUGUUGCUGGACAAUACCAUCCCCUUUCCUUCCCCCUCGUAAUUUAUAGAUUUCCUAUUCCCAGUCACUUUUUUUCAUUAUUAGUUCUUCAAAGACUAGCUCCUACUUGAGCCUUCACCUCAAAUCCUGUCAUCAAGCUGCUUACCACCAUGGCCCCACCCUCGUACCCCCCACACUCAUACACUGCCAUCUGCCAGAAGAUUGUUUUAAUGAGUAUCCAAAUCUCCGAUGACUAUGAGGUGGUUGACAAAACCGAGAGUUGUGUAAAGCACACUGUGGUUGAACUUGAACUCCAGCACCCAAUCCCUUCCUUCCUGUAACUUCAUCUCCAAUGACCAUUUCUCCCCUUUGGAAAAAGUCCUUGCUCCCACAGUUCUCGACUUUGUCAUCAUUAGAGACGACAUCGUCUCUAGAAUUUUGUCUGUAUGGACCAUGGAAAUGCACCUCUUAUAUUUCCUGCUCCAGGGAGCACAGUUGACUCCCAACUCCCUCUCCUUCCCAGGUGAUCCGCUGUGGGGUUUGCACUGAGGCCAUUCUCCCAGUCAGCGACUGAGUUCAGUGUGGAUAUUGGUAAUGGCCCUUUCAAAUGAGAUGUAGAACUUCUCUAAUGAGUAGUUUCGGCUUGGAGCCUGCUCAGCCGCCUGGCUGAAACUUUCUUGCAACCGUGCAGCUUGCAGCGUGGAGCUCUUGUGCUUCAUCCCCCUUUCCUGAUAGGUGUCACAUUUGCAUCAUGAAAUGAAGGUUCCCUUCCCCCCUUCCUGGAUCCUUCCCUUUAUCCUUCACAGGUGUUCCCUCAAUAAAAUUCUUGGAUGUUGAACACUGUCUGGGUGUCUGCUUGUAGGAGGGCCUUAACUAGCACAUUACCAGACAUUCCACUCUGAUCACCAUCUUCCUAUCCUGGAUUCCUUGCUCAUUGACAGCUAUUACCUCAUUUUCCCCACUUUUUAUCAGCCCUGUCUUUGAUUCACAUCUUUGUCUAGCCUUGAUUCCUCAGCCCAUCAUUAUUAUCAUUCUCUUUGAAAUAUAGUGCUCUCAGCACUCUAGAAUCUCGUUUUCUUCCGACAUACCUUCCUGACAAAAUCCCAACCUGGGAUAAACCCUACAGUCAGCCUCCCUCAGGUCUCAGUGGGACAACUAAACAUUUUCUUUAAGAAAAAUCACACAACUCAUCCAACUAGUUUUGCUUUCAAUCUGUUAUCUCAAACCUCAAAUUGGUGCUGUUAUCCCGCCAUAGUCUUAGUUUCUUUGCCACUACUAAAACUACUACUUAUAACUUUUCAUCUCCUCAAGAUGUUCUGAUCCUCUCUUCCCCAUUUACUUCACAUUUCCCUGAGAAAACAGAAGUUACUACAUACAAAUUUCCUCAUAUUCCCACUACAAGAUCUUCCAACCCAGCUACCUGGCUAACAAUCUUCUUUUUGUAAUGGAGGAAGCUUUGGGUUCAGCUCCACUUGUGCUCUGAAUCCCACCCCGUCCUGCCUUUUCAAGGAUUUUUCUCUUUAAGUUUUCCCCUUUCUUUCUUCUAUAUCAUCAAUCCCACCUCUCCACAAUGGAUUAUUCUUGUCAGCUUUCAAACAUACUCCUGUGUCUUUCAUUUUAACCAAACCUUCCCUUGUGCAUUUCUUUUUUUAUUAGCUAUUUCUCAGCUCUCUUUUUAUAACCAAACUUCUUUAACGGAGUUGUCUUUAUAUAUUGUCUCCAUUUUCUAAUUUUCUGUUUACUUUUCAAUCCACAACAGUGUAACUUCUCCACCACUGCAACUAGUGUGACCGUUAAAGUCACCGGUCACUUUCAUAUUACCCAGUCCAAGAGGGUACCUUCCUGCCCUCACCUUAGCCACUCUCUGCUGCUUUAAAUGUUCUUUCUUCAUGCCCAAGAUACUAUUCUUUCCUGGUUUCCCUCCUGCUCCACUGAUCACUCCUCAGUUUUGUACUCCAUGUUCUUUUGCCAAACUUUGAAAAGUUGGGGUUUCACACCUAUACCUUCAUUCUAGUCCCUCUAUUCUUUUUGAAUUCUUUCCCGGGAUGAAUCAAUAGAAAUCAAUCCAAUUUCUAUUGAUUUACAUGCUAUCUCUGAGCCAAUGAGUUUCAAUUUUAUGUUUUCCACCUAGACCUUUCCUUUGAGUUCUAGAAUCACAUGUAUGAUGCUUCCUUAAUAUCUUCCUUUGGAUGGCUCAUAAUUCUCAAACUUAGCAUUUCCAAAACCAAAGUCCUCAUUCUCACCCCACAUCCAUUUUCCCUGUCUUUCAUUACAACAAAUAGUAUCAUCAUUCAACCAAUUGCUUAAAUCAGAAACAUUGUGGUAAUCCUUGAUUCUUUUCAUGAUCUGUCCCCUACGUCAGGCAGACUAGCUUAAUCUAUUAAUUUUAUCCCCCCAAAUAUAUUUUUAAUCUGCUGCUUUCCAUUUCAAUGCUUUCACUUGGUCCUGACCAAUAAUUUUAUCUCACUCAAUUAUUGUGACCAGUCCCAUCUGGCUUCUCUGCUACUACUUUUAAUCCACUUCAAUAGAUUUUUGAUGCAGUGACAGCAAUAACCUUUCUCAUAAAUUGAAUCAAAUAAAUUGUUGCUUAUAGGAUACAAUCUGAACUCCUUACCAUGGCUCACACUGUCCUGCACAACCUCUUACAAAUCUCUCAAGUCUCAUCUAUGCUUCUCUCUGUAUUGUCCACUAUAAUGUAGCCACACUGGUUCCUCCAACAUACCGUGAUCCUUUUUGCAUCUCGGCGCUUGGUAAGUGCUGUUCUCUCUGCUUAAGCUACUGUUCACAGCCACCUUUUCCCCACCACUACUGCAUCCUUUAAAUAACUGCUUAAUUUUAACAUCUUGAGAAAAGCCUGAGCCCUAUUGGAAGUAGUUCCCAUUUGCUCUAUCAUUCUUUUAUUUGUUUCCUUCUUUACUUAAGUCUCUUCUCUCAACUUGUAACUUUAUUUACUUUUGAGCAGGGUCUAUUUUCUACAUUAGAAUGAACCGGGGGAGAGACUGUGUCUGGAUGUCUAGAUUCUUCAACAUUGUGUUCUCAGCCUGCAGCACAGUAUUUGACGCAUAUUAAGCUCACAGUAAAUAUCUAUUGAAGAAACGAAUGAAAGCAUUUGCUAAGGUUUCUUUGGGGGGGCCCAUUUUUUCUUGAUUAGUGAGAAGUAUUUAUAUAUUAAAACCACUAAUCAUUUGCGUAUUUUUGUAUGCUUCAGACAUUGUACCCCUUGUCAGAUAUGUACCAAUUUAAUUCAUGUUUUUGAUAUACAGAAAUAUUGUUUUUUUCAUUUAGACAAAUUUAUCUUUCAUAAUUUCUGUUUUUGGGUGAUAAGUUUAAAAAGAUCAUUUCCAUCCUAAUGUUAUAUAAAUAUCUGUGUUUCUUUUUACUUUAAUUUUUUGGAUUUGAAUCUUUGCUCCAAAUGGAAUUUAUUUUUUAUAUAGGUGUAAUUAAGUGUCUAAAUAUUUAUUUAGUUGUUGCAUCAUCAUUAUUGAAAACUCCAUUUUCUACUUUGAAAAUUCUACAUUUAUCAAAUAUUAAAUUCUUAUAUAUAUUUGGAGUGGUUUCUGGAUUUAUUGUUUGUUUGAUUUUUGGUAUCCUUUUGUUUCCUAAAUCAUGCUGUUUUAAUUAAUGCCAUUUAAUAUUCUGCUUUACUGCUUUACUGUAUAUUUAACUUCUCAAUGGGAUAAAGGUUACUCCUCUUUCUCAAGAUUUUUUUUGUUGUUGUUGUAUUUCUGCAGUUAUCUUGCAGAUAAGCUUUAGUUAUAUUUUGGUCAAGUUCCAAAGGAAAUUCUAUUGGCAUUUUGCUUAGAAUUACUUUUCCAUUAUAGAUUAAUGUUGGAUGAAGUUCCAACUUUGUAGUAUUAAAGUUUCUUAUUCAGGAACUUGUCACAUGUCAUGGUUACUAAAGAUAGAUAUGUUCUUCAGUAAUUUUGUAUGUCUUGCAUAAUUCUUAUUAGCUAUAUUAUUAUAUAUUUUAUAUCUUCCUUUGUAUUUGGGUGAGAUCAAUUUUCCCUUAUUUUUUAUAACUGGUUGCUACUGUGGGGUCAAACUAUUGAUUUUUAUAUUUAGUAACCUUUCUGAACUCUUUCAUUAAUCCUAGUUAAUUCUUUUCUAAGUAGCCAAUCAUUUUAAGGGUAAUGAUAAUUUUUCUCUCUUCUUUUACAAUGUUUAUACCUCAUAUAUUAAAUAAAUGAUAAUGAUAACUUUGUUCUUAUUCCUGACUUCUUAGGAAUGCUGUUAAAUUUCACUAGCUUUUAAUGUUAGAUGUUGGACUGAAAUACAGGUAUUUAUCAGGUUUAGGAAGUGUUUUCCUGGUUCAAGUAUACUAAGAAUUUUAUUAGAAGCUGUUGAAUUAUAAUAAACAUACUCCAGGCAACUAGAAAUUAUCAUAUAGUUUUACUCAUGUUUCAAUAUUAAAUUAUUUAUGCAUGGAAUAAUGCAUUUGGUUUCAUCGUGGUGAGGUUUUUGCCUUUUUUAGUAUAACACUGUUGAAUUUAAGUCCUUAAAUGUUAUUUAGAAUUAUUGUAUUUGUAUUCACGAAUAAGAUAAGGACUGCAGUUUUACAUUUUUGUAUUCCACCUUUAUCAACUUCAAAAAAUGAAUUUUCCAUAUUGUUCUAUGCUCUAGAUUAGUAUAUAGUAUGGGAAUUGCUUCUUCUUUGAAGCUUUGGAAGAAUUGACCCAUAUCACUGCAUAGGCUUUGAGCUUUUUCAGGGUGGGUAAAAGGGAAGAUAAUUCUCUGAAAACUUAAAAACCUCUUCUAUGGUUUUGGUCUAGACAGAUUAACUACUGCUUCUUGAGUAUCAAUUUAAAAAAUUAUAUUUUUAAAUAAAAUUCUAUGCAUUUUCAUAGAAUUUAAAAAUCUGUUUGCAUAUUUCUACAUACAAGUAUCUUAUAAUUAAAAAUAUUUUCUUCUAUAUCAGUGGUUAUAGCUCCUUUCCCAUUUCUAAUCUAUUUAGUUGUAUUUUUGUUUCUUUUAUUAAACUUGCCAGUCUUUUUAAGGAACCAACACUUGAAUAUUUUAUCAAAUCUUUUUUACUAUUUUAUAUGUAAUCAAUAUAACUUUUUAUCUUUAAUUUCUUACUUAUUUUUUCUUAAGUUUAUUUUAUUAAUUUUUUCUUUACAAUUAAUGGCUUAGUUCAUUUAUUUUUUCUUUUUUAUUUAAUAAUAGGACACAUAGACUAUAAAUUUACCUGUGAGCACAGAUUUGACUGCAUCUCAAAAGUUUUGGUAUGUAGUCUUAAUUGUUCGUAUUUUAAAAUGAUGGAUUGCAUUUGUCAUUUUUAUUUCAUUUUUGAUUGGUGUUAUUUAGGAUAUUAUUGUGAAUUUUUUGUUAUUGUUAAUCCUACUUUCUUUUAAAUAAAUAAUGCAUUUAUUAAUAUUUAUGUUUCUAUUUUAAUAAA